AUGACAGACCCAUCCAAACUCCAAGUCCCAGAGCCGUCCACCGAGAAGGAGAGCAACAACCCCACAGCCCCUCUCGUAAACGUAACAAGCGCAUCCACAACCUCCACAUCAACAUCCAGCUCAAAACCCCCCACAUCAACACCAGACCGCCCCUCAUCCUCACAUUCCUGGCGGUCAAAACUGCACAUACAUUCCGGUUCCCGCCGUUCCAAAUCCGUUGAACCAGGCAAAGAGCGCUGGCGGGAUGCGACGCUGCCUGAGAAGGAGCGAUGGAAGGAUUGGCAGAAGGCCAAGGACAAGGAGCAGAUGGCCGGGUCGACGAUAGGUGCAUACACGCAGUUCUACAAGGGGAAGGGAAGUACGGGGUAUUGGGUGGAUGUGGGGUUUUGA
Messenger RNA from Alternaria conjuncta, 390 nucleotides. RefSeq lists its product as uncharacterized. The record is from RefSeq and is a predicted model, not a curated record. Bases 1 to 390 code for a protein of 129 amino acids. The transcript is spliced from 2 exons. Lineage: Eukaryota; Fungi; Ascomycota; Dothideomycetes; Pleosporales; Pleosporaceae.